This is a messenger RNA of Malaclemys terrapin pileata, 8618 nucleotides long. It is a transcript of the gene CMTR2, whose product is annotated as cap methyltransferase 2. The coding region runs from base 235 to 2559 and encodes 774 amino acids. The transcript has 2 exons. Gene Ontology annotation, cellular component: nucleus; cytoplasm. The record is from RefSeq and is a predicted model, not a curated record. Gene Ontology annotation, biological process: 7-methylguanosine mRNA capping. Lineage: Eukaryota; Metazoa; Chordata; Testudines; Emydidae. Gene Ontology annotation, molecular function: methyltransferase cap1 activity.
CCAGCGCGGCUCCCCGGGCCUCUGCCUGCGCCGAGCGAGCGCAGCCCCGCUGGGCUGCCCCCUCCCCGGCAGGGCUGCGCCCGGGGGAAGCCCUCCCCCCAGCGCCCGGGGCCCAGCUGAGCUGUUACCGCGCGAGGAGACGGAGAGUCUCGUGGCCCCUGUCCCGAAACCGCCUGCGCUGCAGCGGCCCAAAAACGCUGCCCAAGUUCAUAUACCUAAACGUGUGUGGAGGAGAUGCGAUUGUGGGUUAGUCCAAGAAUGAACAAAUAUACGAAGCCUUAUGUUGAGAAGACCACAAAUCUUGAAAAAUUCAGCCCUGUGAUUCUUGCUGAAAUUGAGGAGCUCUUUGAGAAGAAGUUCUCAUAUACAAAACCACCGAACAGUGAUUGGAAGCUGCCAGAUUCCAGUGAUGUGUUUACCUGCAAUCACAAAGAAUUCAAUACACUCCUUGCUCUGAAGGACUCCAUGAAUGAAGUCAAAAACCAACUAAGUGAUAAGAAAUUGGAUGUAUGGCAUCAGCACACUUCCUUCACCAACAAAGCUGGGAUAAUCAUUACUCAUGUGAAGAAGUCUGUGAAUGCUGAGUUGUGUACCCAGGCUUGGUGCAAAUUCCAUGAGAUUUUGUGCAGUUUCCCCCUUCUCCCGAAAGAAGCUCUUCAGAAUGGAGAACUCAAUUCUGUCCAUCUCUGUGAAGCACCUGGUGCUUUUAUAGCCAGUCUCAAUCACUACAUAAAAUCCCAUCACAUUCCCUGCGAUUGGAACUGGGUAGCCAAUACCCUAAACCCAUAUCAUGAAGCAAAUGACACCCUUGUGAUGAUUAUGGAUGACCGACUUAUUGCAAAUACCUUGCCAUGGUGGUAUUUUGGCCCAGAUAAUACUGGGGAUGUGAUGACAUUGAAACAUCUAACUGGACUUCAGCACUUCAUAAGUAAUAUGACCACUGUUCACUUGGUAACUGCUGAUGGGAGUUUUGAUUGCCAAGGAAAUCCAGGUGAACAAGAAGCGCUUGUCUCACCUCUACAUUACUGUGAAGCAGUCACUGCUUUAAUGAUCCUUGGCAAUGGUGGCUCCUUUGUUUUGAAGAUGUUCACUUUAUUUGAACAUUGUUCUGCCAAUCUGCUUUUUCUGCUAAAUUGUUCCUUCGAGGAGGUCCAUGUCUUUAAACCUGCCACUAGCAAAGCCGGGAACUCUGAAGUCUAUGUAGUUUGUCUUCAUUACAUGGGCAGAGAGGCCAUCCAUCCUGUGCUGUCCAAGAUGAUGCAGAACUUCGGAACAGAAAUGGUUAACAAAGCACUCUUUCCCCAACAUGUGAUUCCAGAAUCUUUUCUUAAAAUGCAUGAAGAAUGCUGUGCAUUCUUUCACAAGUACCAAAUAGAGACUAUAUCUGAGAACAUCCGGCUCUUUGAGAGCAUUGGGGAAGCAGAACAAGUAAAGCUGAACAACUUAAGGGACUGUGCAGUGGAAUUUUUUAUGCAAAGAUUCCACCUGAAACACAUUACAAGAAAUAACUGGCUAGUGAAGAAAUCUCGUGUAGGCUGCAGCAUGAAUGCAAAAUGGUUUGGACAGAGGAACAAAUAUUUUAGUACAUACAAUGAAAGAAAGAUGCUGGAAUCCCUGACAUGGGAAGAUAAAGUGGCCAAAGGCUAUCUUAAUCAUUGGACUGAAGAGCACACUUUAGGUAAUGCUGGGAAAAGCUGCAUUUUGGAAGGGUUAUCCUGUAACCUUGAAUGUAAUUUAUGGUACAUCCUGGAGGGAAAGAGGCUGCCAAGAGUAAAAUGUUCUCCAUUCUGUGAGGGUGAUGUCUUGAAGAAUCUCAAUGAAGCCAUUAAAGAAUCAUUAGUAGGCAAACUAAAAACUAGUUCCUUUUCCAGACGAACACAGCAACCAUGUCAUUCUUGCAAUGUUCUUACUGAGGCACUGAUACUAUCUGAGUUGUCUAGCCUUACCAAGUACCAUCAGAAGGUACCAAAUGAAGGAUGCAGUGACCAAAUCAAGUGUCUCGUGGUGGGCUUUCCGUCUCUUUGUGACAUCAAAAGCCAGUCCAACAUGGAAGUUAGGCUCCUGGAGUCAGCCACACUCUUGACUUUCAGCUGUUCUUUGCUUCAUGAUGGAGAGCCAAAAUAUCAGCAGCAUCUUUUAGACUGCCUUCUGCGUGCGAUUAAUCAGCUUCAACUGGGAGAUGCUUUGAUUCUGCCUGUUCUUUCUUGUUUUACACGCUUCACAGCUGGCCUGAUUUUUGUACUGCACGGCUGUUUCAGCUACAUCACAUUUGCUUGCCCCAUAUCCUCUGAACCUCUAGGGACCAGUGCUGUUCUAUUGUGUAUUGGCUAUCGAGGUCUUCCAAAUCCAGUUGUUGAGUACCUGCAGCACCUGAAUAAACUAAUGAGCUCUUUGCUCAGCUCAGACUCUCCCCAGCAGGUUUUGCAGUUUGUCCCUAUGGAGAUGCUUUUGAAAGGCAUGCUGCUUGAGUUUUUAUGGGAUUUGAAUACUGCCAUUGCAAAGAGGCAGCUCCAUUUGAUUGUACAAGUUGAACAGCAGCAAAUGUCGAGUAAUCUUUAAUUUUGGUGAUUCUAGAAUCGAAUUGGUAGAUGUUGUUUCAAAGAAGAUUCACUUCACUGGCUCUUUAAAGUUCUUAAAUUUUUUCUUUUGCUAGUGUGAAUAUCACUUCAUUUUAAAACAGUGGGAUUUAUUUUAAUGUUGGUAUCUAAACAGUUCUACAGUACUGCCUUAUGGUAUUAGGUGUUGCCAUACAAUCCUGUAAGCAUGGGGGUUAUUCUACAUGGUGGGGAAAUUGUGAAUCAUAAUGAAGGACUGAAAUUCUGGAGAAAGGGGAGUUCUUCUAGGUAAUACCUUUGUGCCUUUGUACAAUCUUGUCUCUCACCAUCUAGGUCCUCUUCCCUCCAUAUAGGCAUAACCUCACAAUGACUGUAUUUCUGUGAAGAGAUCUGAAUGGAGCUUAAUUGAUGCCACUCCUUAUCAGCCAGUAGAUGCUGCUAAUUGUACCCCUUUCACACUGUCACACACUGUUAAUUCCAGAGUUUUGGGGACCCAAAUGUGGUAUUCAAACUUGUUAGCUGAUAGCCUUUCCAAGCUAGCUAAUCUUCCCUUUUGAUUAAAAAGAGGCUAUCUAUGCUGUCGCCUGCAGAAAGAAUUGGAAACCUUUAAAAAGAUCUCUAGAGUUUGCUGAAUACACAACCAUAUUGAGAUCAAUAUAAGAUUUGCUUCAGAAAUUCAAUUUUAUAACCUGUUGCCUUAGCUGAUCUGCAGCCAUGCUGGCAAAGGCCUCAGGUUUUCAGAAGUGACCGACUAGUGAUUUGGAUGUCUCCACUUUUGUUGUCCAACUUUAGGCACUAAAGAAGGUUGACUUUUCAGAGUUCAGGUCUUCACCAUUUUCUGAAAAUUUAGCCCCCCUUUAAUUUCAAGUUGGGCACCUGCUGGCAGCCGCCAGAAUGCUAAGUGAUGCCAUUUAUAACAUCCCACCAUGUAGGCCCAAGCUCAGAUGUAAAGCACAAGGGAGACUGGUUUUCAUAUAAGGAAUUUUGUGAUCGCAGACUCCCAAGUUACAAAUCCUUGCUUUUUCAGCGGUGUAUUGGAGGGAAUCAAGACAUCUGGGUUCUGUUCCCAUCUAUGAAAUUGACUUGCCAUCAACAAGUCAUUUCACCUCCCUAUGCCCCUUUCCCCAUCAGUAUAAUGGCCAUAAUACCAUUUCAGUCUCCAGAGUGUUAGAUGAUUCAUACAUAAAGAGUUUGAGAAACUUGGGUGAAAGUGAGAACUACCUAUUGUUGUCUACUAUGGUAGCUGUCAGCAGGUGACCCACAACUACUGAUUUCUAAUUAGAAAUGUUAUCAAGUGCAGUUUAUAAAUAGCAAAUAGUAUAUCCCACUAUGUGAAUGUUGGAAGCAUGGAACUGAGAAAAAGUGAAUGAAACUUAUUAGAAAAGAAGUAUGUUACUUGAUUUGAUCCUUUUAGGAGUAAAAUGAAAGAGAAAAUGAGUAAUUGACACCACUGUCCCUUUAAGGAAAAUCAGGUUUUACUUUUUCAUAUUGCUCCUUUAAGAUCUCAUUUUGAUAUCUAAUUAAUUUUCAUUAAAACAUAGUCUCCAAGAUUCUAAUUUACAUAGAAGACCUGCCCAGAUAGAGAGAGAAAUGGUAUUUAAAGGGGAAACUUAUGGAUUUAAUGUUGGUAUAAAAAUAGCAUAAAUGAGUGCACGUGAGAGAAAGGGGUUAGUAAAAGAAAAGACAGCCUCCUGAUUAAUUACCAGUCACCUGUGGAAGUACUUCUAAUUACAUAAGGUAGGAGCUUGAAGGAUAUUUGAUUACCAAUGGGAAUUAAAAGCACUGUUGAAAAACUGUUUUGUCUGAUGGUGCUGUGCACUUAAUAGUCUUUCUUGUCACUUUGGAAGGGGUGGAGUGUAAUUAACAUUUUGUUUUGCUUUUUGUUUACUGUGUUUGAAAGGUUUGUGAGUUGGUAGCUGAAGUCUAACUCAUUUUAUAACAUUCUAUACAGACUUUGUUUUCUGAAAGUAUGCAGAAGAGGAUCUGUUUGGCUUCCUCCAAACUUCUCAAAUUGGUCACUGUUCAUUUUAACUUAAUUUAAAUUAACUUCCUGUAGUUGCUCUGUGGAGAUGAAGAGAGCCUUGCCUCCUGUCAAUCACAGGCAAGCAAAACAGUUCAGCAGAUCCUCGAGAUCAAGAGACUAGAGGCAGCAAAAGCCUCUCCAGUAAGUGAUUCUGAAAGCUUAGGAAAUUUUUUAAGAGGACCUGAGGGGCCAAAAAGGAGGCAACAUUGAGGAACAAAAGAAAAUGACGGGGAAAGGAACAGAGACCUGUAAUGAGAAAAAGAAAAGGGGGAAAGGAUAUAUGAGGGUAUAGUGGAUCUGAGAGGACAGCAUGAUAAAAACUUCAGGAACAGUACCAUAAAUUCAGUCUUCACAAAUGAUCCUUCUGUUUCCCUGUAUUUGGGAGAAUGAACAAAAUAGAAAUAUUGCCGUCCAUCAGAAAGCAGUGUUCCCUCUCCCUGUCCCCUUUGUAAUUGUGGGAUUAGAGGAUUACCUUAACCUGUUUGUAUCCUGCUCUAGCCAACCCAUCUGGGAAAGCACCUCUUCUGAAGCAGGGGCACAUACCCAUGUAUCUGGAAGUAUUGUAGAUGUAUGUUUACAUUGUCACAAUCUAUAUUUUGGAGUACUAAAACGUCAAAAGGUCCCCCAUAUAGUUGGUCAACUCAAAUCUAGACAUCAGUUCUUUCUGGGCUUAACAGGACAUCUGUAACUUUAGAAAUCUGACUUCUGUCUGUGGUGUGUGGUUUUUUUUUUUUUUUUUUUUUUUUUUUUUUUUUUUUUUAACCUUCUGUUGCUACAAGUAAAUCCCAGAGAUGACUAUACCUUUAGGACAAAUAGAAAAAACUUUUCUUUUCUUUUUCUUUUUUUCUUCCAAUUGUCUGCUUUGUACCUUUUGACAGCACUCUGUCAGUUUCAGUUUUCCUUCCACCAUCAGUCAGUAUACCCCAUCUGUAUGGGCCUUUCACAUAGCAAUGGUGGGAGAUGGGUGCGCUUUUUUUUUUAAGAAAUGUGGUUGUAAAGCCACAAAAAUUGACAGGAAGUGAAAUGAAAGUACCUUUAUUAUUGAAAGGUACUUCAUGAAAGUACCUUUAACUCUCUGGAAUUGACUAGACUUCACAUUGACAAGGUCCUUUGAGGUGCCUCACUUCUUCCAUACUUUCUGAAAGCCAUCUUUCCUGUGUCCAGAAAUUAAAAACAGGAGACAUAACUUGCCUUGGGGCCAGAUUUUCAAGAGAGUUCAGCAGCCAAUGUGCUUCCAAAGUGCCUCUCUUGAAAAUCUGAUUCCCACCUCCCAGAGGAGAGACAUAAGGGGAGGAUGUCUCAGAUUUUGUGGGGUGAAAUUCUGUCCCAUUGAAGUCAGUGGGGAAUUUUCUCAUUCACUUCAGUUUCUGGGUGCUGGGUUUUGGCCCACACUCUCCUGGCAGACUGAGCCACAAGGCUCACUUUCAAAUAUGGAGGAUUCCAAGGAUGUUGGCACAAGGACUUUGUGCCUCCACCCCUACUCAUGGAGCCUGUGUGUUCUCCCACCCUCUCCUUGGCACAGAAAUCCUGUGGUCACAGCUGCCCCUUGGAUCCUUUCUUAAGGGGGAUUCUCCAUGGUGGAGGGGUGUCUGUGAGAGGCCCAGUCUGCAUGUUUUGCUUUUAAAAUAAAAUCACUAAAAAGUCCUAUCAAAAUUAGGAGAUUCAAAGUUAGGACUGUUGCUUUGUUUUUUUUAUUGUGAAUGUUGUGGGUUGAUUGUGUCUUAAAUGUUACUGUUCUUUUAAAGAGUCUUUGGUCUUUGAGAUGUUUAAGUGUUUCCAUUGUGACUUUUGUGGGAGUCAUAAGAAAGAGAGUGGAGAAUGUAUUAACCUUUUUGGAGGGAGAUGAACUGAGGAGUCUCUGCUGUCAAAUUAUUUUGCCAAGUCUUAUGUUUGACAUAGAAUGAGACCUGAUUAAAUAUCUGUGUCUUAGUGUGCUCUCUCUCUUUUUUUUUUUUUUUUUAAACACAUGGCAAGUUUAUUUUUUCUGCCUCCUACCAUUUGAAGAGGAAUGGUGGAUGCUGGUCUUAAUGUUUUAGAAGCUACAAGUUACAUGCAGUGAAAGGGAGGGGAGGGAGCAAGUAAUUGAUCAAGCUAUAUAAUGUACAGAGAUGAUAAAUACAGAUGAGUUAUGAGAAUGAGAUGGAUUUGGUUUAUUUGGCAGCCUUACUGUCUCAGAUUUUCAAUUACGAGUUCAUAUCUAGGCCCUAGUGAUUGUUAGAUGAAAGGACAGGGCUAACUGUCUCUGGUUUAAUUUGUAAAGAUUUUGUACUUGAUUUGGCUCCUGCCUAAGAGCCUAUUUGACUAUUGAUUUCAAAAACUUACACUGCUUUAGAAUAAGAGUAGGUGAAAUUUAAAUCAAGUAUCUACCCAGUGAAAGGACUCUGUUUAGUUACGUGCAUUAAGGUUUGGAGACUUGCCACUUUUUAUUUGUAUUGUAAAUUAUUAUAUUUAACUGUGUGUGUGUGUGUGUGUAUACACGCAUGCAUAUACCUGUGCAUAUUCAAAUGAAGUUAUGUAAAAAGCCUGCUGGUUUUCCAAUUUGAUUUCUAUAAGGCAUAAUGAGAUUUACUGUAUGAAAUCUUGUCCUCUGCUAAAAUUAUAUUAAUUGCUGUCUAUUCAACUUAAUUUAAGUUAGAUCAGUCAAAUUACUAGUAGAAUAAGUAGACUGUGGUAGAAUUACUGGACAUUAGAAAAGCAAUUUGGGACUUAAAGGAAAAGGACUUUGGUAUGAGCUAUCUGAACAGCUUAUGCAGAAGAAACAGAAAAGUCUUAUGUUCUGGUUGUUAAACUGAGAUCUUGAGCUAGGGUGUGGAAUAUUCUUAAAUAUUGAUUCAUUGGGAUGCACAAUGUGACCAUAACACUCUAUCCUAUGGGGUGGAAAUCUUUUUACCUUAUUCUGUAACAUUUCUUUUGAGAUUUUAGUCCUUGAACUUGAAUUAUUUUCAGCACAUUAUUUUGGAAAAAUAAACUUAGCAUAAUGUUUGUUUCUCUUGCUAUUUGUAUUUGGAUGCCACUAAAAUAUGUCAGUGUGGCUAUUCAUGUAGGCUGACAGAUUGUGGGAGGCACUUGUUUUCUGGACACGACAGCUUUGCAAAUUUUCUACUUGUGUAUGGAAAGUAACCUUUUUUUCUUUACAAUGGGCAUAUGAAAUACAAUUAGUUUUUUUUUUCUUUCUCCUAAUAUCUUCAAUCACUGGUGUAAAGGGUGGGUGAAAAGAUUUUUGUGCCUGGAUUGCUAAAGUUUCAUGACAAUGUUACCAGACUGAGAUAAGGGAAAACAUUUUCAUGGUUGUCUUGCUGAAAACUUGGUUUGGUUUCUUCCUUUUAAACUUCAGCUCAGCUAGCAAAAAGUACUAACUGGACAGGAUGAAAUAAACAUAUAGGCCCAAAUGAAGUUGCAUCUAUUUAUAUCAGAAGUGAAUUCAGCCCAUGAUUCCUUAUCAGUAACUGUUUAUUAUACAGUAAUUUGGAUUGCUGUGUAAUUCUCUUCCGGUUACACAAAUGUUGGCAAUUCUGAAAUUUAUUCUGAGCUUUAAAAGCAUACCAACUUUGUAUGGAGAUUCUGGAUGGGUACAGAGACAACUGGCUUGUAACAAAGCAUAAUUUGCUGUUACAAUAACUGUCUUGCUAAACAAUCUUUCUGUCCGUCUGUAUAGGCUGAUUAAACUUGCUCACUGGGCCCCCGUCUAGUAGAUUUGCCCAACCUUGCUUGAUAAAGGUUCCUUGAGAAGUAGGCUCUGUGGGAUUUACCACCUUGCGUGACCAUUUAGUGUGUGUGUGCAUGUGUUAAUGCUGCUGAGAUAUUUGCAGUCCUACAUCAGAUUGGAAGGGUUUGCUUUAUAACUGAGUGGAUGUGUUUGUUUUGUUUGGGGGUGGAGUAUUUAUGGGUAUAAAGAUUAAGGAAUGCUGGCUGAAGCUGGCUACUGCAUUUCUCUGUUGACCUCUGUAAAUUUAUGCAUGUAAAGAGAGAGUGUUUUUUUUAUUUUUAAAGGGGCGGGGUGACACUUACGUGUUUGGAAAUAAAAUCUUAUUUUUCUCUGA